UCACGUUAGGGUUUUUGUGCUCUCUAUGCUAUUUACAGCUUCUGAAUUUCGAGUCUGAAGAUUCGAAACAGAAAGUGUUUGCAAACACUUCUUCUACUGACAAUGAAGGUCAAAGUGAUAUCACGCUCUGUGGAUGAGUUCACUCGAGAACGAAGCCAAGACCUUCAGAGGGUAUUCCGUAAUUACGACCCUGGCCUUCGUCCUCAAGAGAAAGCGGUGGAGUAUGUACGCGCUCUUAAUGCUGUGAAGUUGGACAAGAUUUUUGCAAGACCGUUUAUAGGAGCAAUGGAUGGGCAUAUAGAUGCUGUAUCGUGUAUGGCGAAGAACCCUAGUCAGUUGAAAGGGAUAUUCUCCGGUUCAAUGGAUGGGGAUAUUCGUCUCUGGGACUUAGCUUCCAGACGGACAGUUUGUCAGUUUCCUGGUCACCAAGGUGCUGUGCGAGGCCUGACAGUAUCUACAGAUGGACGCAUUCUUGUGUCAUGUGGAACUGAUUGCACUAUCAGACUUUGGAAUGUUCCUGAUAGUUCUCUUAUGGAGUCAGGUGGCUCAACUACAAAAACUGUCGAGCCAGCAAGUGUUUAUGUUUCGAGGAAUGCAUUUUGGGCUGUUGAUCACCAGUGGGAUGGUGAACUUUUUGCCACUGCUGGUGCUCAAGUGGAUAUAUGGAAUCAAAACAGGUCUCAGCCAAUAAACAGUUUUGAAUGGGGAACUGACACAGUAAUUUCUGUUCGGUUUAAUCCUGGUGAGCCAAAUCUCUUGGCAACCUCAGCAAGUGACCGGAGCAUAAUUCUGUAUGAUUUACGUAUGACUUCCCCUGUGAGGAAAAUGAUAAUGAUGACCAAAACCAAUUCUAUAUGUUGGAAUCCAAUGGAACCCAUAAACUUCACAACUGCAAAUGAAGAUGGUAACUGCUAUAGUUAUGAUGCUAGGAAGUUGGAUGAAGCCAAAUGCGUUCACAAAGAUCAUGUUUCUGCAGUGAUGGAUAUUGACUACUCACCAACUGGUCGAGAAUUUGUCACUGGAUCUUAUGAUAGAUCAGUGAGAAUUUUUCAGUAUAAUGGUGGUCACAGCAAGGAGAUUUAUCAUACCAAGAGAAUGCAAAGGGUAUUCUGUGUCAAGUUUAGCGGGGAUGGAAGUUAUGUGAUUUCAGGAAGUGAUGACACUAACCUCAGACUUUGGAAGGCCAAAGCAUCAGAGCAACUUGGAGUAAUUCUCCCAAGGGAGCGGAAGAAGCACGAGUAUCACGAGGCCGUAAAGAAACGCUACAAGCACCUCCCUGAAGUUAAUCGUAUUGCAAGGCAUAGGCAUUUGCCAAGACCAAUAUUCAAAGCUACUGCUUUGAUGCGCGUUAUGGCGGAUGCUAGGAGAAGAAAGGAUGAGAAGAGGAAAGCUCACAGUGCCCCAGGGAGUAUUAAAACACAGCCAUUAAGGACAAGAAGAAUUAUCAAAGAAGUUGAGUAAGGUUUUUAUGAACCGGCAGGUGCUAAAAAAUCCAACAAAUAUUUAUGAGCUGGCAAGAGUUUUUGUAGUGAUGUCAACAUGCCUGUGGUGGGACGUUUUACUUCUGGAUUUGCCUUCGUCUUUUGCUCAUUUCUUAGGCAAAUGGAUGUACCAUGGCAACACUUCUAUGCUUCGUUAGCUGAAUUGCAUGCAUGUGAAGUGUGGCCUCCUGCCAGAUUCGUGUAAUCAAUAGGUUAUAGUUUUGUGAUGUUACUUCUUGGUUCAGUUCAGUCCCAAUGUAAGAAAUUUUGGUUUAUUUUUUAAUUGAGUAUUGUUUU
Gastrolobium bilobum is the source of this 1778-nucleotide messenger RNA. RefSeq lists its product as uncharacterized. The transcript is spliced from 17 exons. Gene Ontology annotation, molecular function: protein binding. The record is from RefSeq and is a predicted model, not a curated record. Gene Ontology annotation, biological process: maturation of SSU-rRNA from tricistronic rRNA transcript (SSU-rRNA, 5.8S rRNA, LSU-rRNA). Gene Ontology annotation, cellular component: nucleolus; small-subunit processome. Bases 103 to 1461 code for a protein of 452 amino acids. Lineage: Eukaryota; Viridiplantae; Streptophyta; Magnoliopsida; Fabales; Fabaceae.